Messenger RNA from Mycena citricolor, 1485 nucleotides. Lineage: Eukaryota; Fungi; Basidiomycota; Agaricomycetes; Agaricales; Mycenaceae. The record is from the annotation of a GenBank genome assembly.
AUGGCAGGCUCCAACAGCAAUCUGCUCGAGGAAAAGGACCGCGUCCGCCGCCAGCUCUCAGUACUCCGGGCCAUCUGGGCCAUUUGCGCGUUCUCUCUGCACACCGGGUCGCCUCUACAAAGUCCGAUUGGAGAAGCCAACGUGCGCAACGCGUUGCUUGGCUCCAAGCUUCAUGCUUCUCCCGACGUGCAGAACAUGGUCCCUGCCGUGUCAGCUUUGAUCCGCCUGAACGUCGUCGAGUCUCGGAGCCGGGAUGAAGCUUUCACACAGCGGAGCAACUCUGACGCCGAGGCGGAAAGGCAACGGCACGCAGACAUCCAUCGGACGUACACGGAUUAUUUGCAGGCACAUUCCAAACGCACUGCCAGCUUCCAACGGGACGUGACCAUUUCACUCUUUUAUCGGUCACAAAUGCGCUUCACGGAAGUGGAUGGCUACAAAACUCUGCUCAACGCUCUCCACGAGCUGAUCGAUUCAGCGUUGGAGAAGACAGCGGAGGAGACAGCGGACAACGUGGUCUUUGCUGCUCGGCAGAUGAUCGCCCCGUUUGCCCAGAUAUCAAAAUAUCCGUAUCCGUCAGUGUUGCGGCUUGGGCCACUCCUUGUCCGCCAUCCGUCCCUCGCCGCCACCGAGCCGGAAUUCGACUCAAAGCAUCAUUACACCCGAUUCCUGUGCCACAUGCUAUGCGACAACUUGGUGUUCCGAUCAAAUCCCCAGGAAUGUGUCGACGCCCUCCAGCUGAUUUAUCGGAAAUUGCUCCAGUCCGAUGAGCCACCAACAGACUUGGAGACCCAUCUUCUGGUCCUCCGCAGACUGCAGACAAAAGCAACCAACCUCUGCAUGCACCGUUUAGCAGCCAUCGUCCAGUCCGUCGUGCUCAAAAGCUGCAAGGAGGAUUCGUCGGAAUGGGAGCGAUUGCCAAGUAUCUUCGAUGACGAGGAGUGGUUCCGCUCCGUGUUCGGCCUUGACAACGAUGAACGCACGGAGCGGGUAUCGGGGCAGCAAUUUUACGACUGUGUCCGUGUGGGUGUUUGGACGACUUUCCUCGAGCAGUGCACCACCCAGAGUCCGGAUCAAACAGAACGCGACCAGGAUUUUGCAACACUCGGAUUGGUGAAACGCUACACAGAAUUGCCCAUUUUUUCGGCGAUCCCGACUGGACUGCAACGCCGAUUCGCCGACGCUGCCGCUGCAUUCAUCCGCAAAUAUCCAAAUAACUGUCUUGCGGAUGAGAAUGGGCUUGACUCGGUGCUUUUCUGGGCCGGGUGGAUGACCGAUUUGGAUGCAUUGCGCGUCGUGUACGUGGCUCUGAUGGAGGUGCAGACGGAUGACCAGCAGGAAUCACACUGGAAACAUGCUCAACGGAUCCGGGGAGAGAUACAGAAUCGGCUUCCUCCCGAGGACAGUCCUGCCGAGUCUGUCCCGCUCGUCAGUGAUGGGGAGUGGAGUAGUAAUCGCAGAGGAUGCCAUUUCCCUUUGAUUUAG